UGCUUCCCUCGACCACAUGUUUUUAAAUUGUUUAAAUAGGAAAUAAAAUCAUCUAUUUCUUAUUCUUUAAUCUUUAUAAUUAUACCAGUAUUUAAUUAACCGGUGCUUGAAGUUGAAACAUAAUGGCAGCGCCUCCAGGAAUGCCGGCUGAUUUCAGCUCACCAUCAACACAGAUGCGAUUAUUCAAAGAAUAUAUGAUUGACUUUAAUCGUUUGGCCGAACAGUGUUUUAAUGAUUGCAUUUUUGAUUUCACUCAGCGUAAAAUGACACCCAAAGAAGAAAAAUGUGAAGACAAUUGUGUUCAAAAAUAUUUCAAAGUAAACCAACGUUUGAGCAAAAGAUUUUACGAGAUCCAUGCGGUUGAAAAUCCAUUGGACAAAGCUUCUGCUUAAGCCCUUAAGUCUCUAGCUCAUAUGUUUCACCACGUGUUCUCUACUAAACCGAUCAGUCUUUAUUAGUAGUUUAUUACAAACAUUAUAUUCAAGUGAAACUCUAAUUUUUUUGUUUACUGGACAAUUAUCUAUACACUAGAUUUCAUAUUUUUUUGGUUUUGUUUAUUUAGUUUUAUUAAUUAGUAUCGCAAGUAGUUGCACUAAUUUUCAACAUGGGUUUAACUACAGACUACACGCGAUUCUCUGCCAGUGGUGAUCCUUUUGGAUUGAUUGGAUCAUCCAAUAGCUGUAUUAGAUAUGUGAAAAUCAAUGGAAUAGCCGAUAAAUAUGUAGCCACGAGUGGACUUCAACACAUCAACAUUUGGGAUAUUAAAACACAACAAUUGAUUUACACCAUUGGGUCUGGCACUGCCAUGAUCACUUAUUUUGCUGUAGACUUCACCAAUGAACCUUUAAUUGCCAUUGGACGAGAUGAUGGUUCCAUUCAGAUUGUUAAUUAUGCCACGCAAGAUCUUAAAAUAACAUUUAACGGACAUAAAGGAGCCAUAACUUGCCUAUCUUUCGAUUCUAAAGAGAUGAGACUUGUAUCUGGAGGAGUUGAUACGACUAUCAUUGUUUGGGACAUAGUCAAUGAAUGUGGAUUAUUCAAACUAAAAGGCCAUAAAAACCUCAUCACCCAAGUCAAAUUUAUGAAAAAUCAUAAUUGUAUGAUUUCGAGCUCUAAAGAUGGUACAAUCAAGUUCUGGGAUCUUGAAACUCAACACUGUUUCAAAACAUUUAUUGCUCAUAGAAACCAAGUUUUAGACUUCAUCCUUAUCAAGAAUGAUACCAGAUUGAUUACAGGUAGUGAUGAACUCAAAGUUUGGAAGAUCCAACUCAAAUCAGAAGCGGAACUUUCUAAAGAAAACACAGACGAGAUGGAAGAAGAGGAAGAAGUGGAGGAUAGUGAAAAUGUCGAAGACGAGUCUAGUUUGUUCAAAGUAACAUCUUAUGGGUCAAUUUUAAGAGAGUGUGAUUCUCGUUUCCGAGGUUUUGGAAUAGAUUCUAAAGACAGAUUUUUCCUCAGUUAUGGUGUCUCUGCAAAAGUUGAGUGUUUCAAAAUCAGAACGGAUAAAGAAAUUACCCUAAAGGUUCAGAAAAAGGCUCGAAAAGAGCGAAAUAAAAAGAGCAAGAAAAGAUUAGCGAAUGAAAAUGAACCAGAAAUUGAAGAGACUUUCGAUGAAGUUCCAAUCACCAUCAAAGAUGAAAUUGAACGACUAGAAUCUUUUAAAGCAAGUGCAAAAGUUAAAUUCUGUGAUAUCUUUGUUCAAAAUCAAAUAUCCAAAGUAACCUUGUUGCUGAUGAACAAUACUACAGAAACCUUCUCCUUCAACUUAGUCAAUUCUGAAGUUGAAAAACUUGGUAGCCUGGAAAAUGAAGGUCAUCGGACUGAUGUUCGAACUGUUUCAUUCAGUGCGGAUAAUCUUUUGAUUCUUUCAGCAAGUAGUGACUCUUUGAAGAUAUGGAAUAGGUCUACCCGAAGAUGUAUAACAACCAUCAAAGAAGAUUUUGAAUAUGCUUUAUGUUCAUUGUUUGUUCAUGGAGAUAAGUACGCUAUUACUGGAACCAAAACUGGUAAACUUCAAAUAUUUGAUAUCGGAUUGGCAGAAAUAAUUGAGACCAUUGAAGCGUCAGAAGAGGGUAAACCAAUAUGGUCAAUAUGUGCCCAUCCAGAUGGAAAAAGUAUUAUCUCCGGAUCAGAGGAUAAGAUUGUUAAAUUUUGGGACCUUGAGCUUGUCAAAUCACCAAAAACCAACAAAAUGGUUAUUACCUUGGUUCAUUCAAGAACCUUGUCCACUGAUGAGGGUGUUCUUUGUGUUCAAAUUAGCCCCAAUUCAAAAUUUAUAGCCGUUUCCAUGUUGGAUUGUACCGUUAAAAUUUUCUACCUCGACACACUCAAAUUUUUCCUCUCGCUUUAUGGUCAUAAACUACCCGUUCUAUCAAUGGAUAUAUCAGACGAUUCAUCUAUAAUUGUUACUGGUUCAGGCGAUAAAAAUUUGAAAAUUUGGGGUCUCGAUUUUGGUGACUGUCGACGUUCAAUAUUUGCUCAUGACGAAGCAAUAACAGGGGUUAAAUUUGUUCCAAAUAGCAAGCUGUUAUUCACUUGUAGCCGAGAUAAAACAAUCAAAUAUUGGAAUGCUAGUGACUUUGAACGAAUAAUGACUCUUAAAGGGCAUCAAUCGGAGGUCUGGUGUCUCGCUUGUAGUCCUAAUGGUAAAUACCUUGUUUCAGCUUCUCAUGAUAAAACUUUACGUCUUUGGAUGGAAACUGAUGAACUGCUAAUUUUGGAAGAAGAACGAGAAAUUGAGAGAGAAGAAGAAUUGAACAAUUUAACCGAUGAUGACACCAAUCGCGUUAUUCCAGGUGAUGUUAAUCAAGAAUCUUCGCUUCCUGUAAAAUCUACCAAAGAAACCAUUAUUGCCACUGAACGGCUUAUUGAAGCGAUUGACAUCUUCAAGGAACAAAUUAAAGCGAAUGCAUUAUAUAACGCUCAAUGUCAAACAGCAACAAGUGAAGGGAAAAAGCCACCAAAAUCAUUAGCUCCUAAUCCAGUUCUGUCAGCCUUUAAAACUGAUGAUCCAUACCGUUAUAUAUACAUUAUUUUGACUCGGAUUAAACCAAGUGAAAUACAAGAGACUAUUUUAAGUUUACCUUUCAAUUAUGUCUCCGACUUGCUCAUCAUUUUAACCAGCCAUUUAGAGAAAGGUUGGGAUCGUGAAAUGAUCUUAAAGUACAUUUGUUUCAUUAUCAGAACCCAUUUCGGCCAAAUUAGCUCAACUCCAAGACUUAUUCCUACCAUUGAUAAAUUGCGAUCUCUUAUGAAACCAAAACUGAUGGAAACAAAGGAUUUAUUUGGUUUCAAUCAAUCGGCUUUCCAAUUCCUACAAAGUGAAAUUGAAUCAAGAGAAGAGAUUAGAUUGUUCUAUGAGACAUUUAAUAAGAAGCGCGAGAAAUCUCGGAAUAAGCGUAAAAAGGCGAGAAAAGUUGUUGAGAAUGCUCCAAUAUUAAGUUUAAAAUGAAUAAAGAUUGUUUUCACAGUUGA
This is a messenger RNA of Tetranychus urticae (two-spotted spider mite), 3474 nucleotides long. Its product is annotated as WD repeat-containing protein 3. Gene Ontology annotation, cellular component: small-subunit processome; Pwp2p-containing subcomplex of 90S preribosome. The record is from RefSeq and is a predicted model, not a curated record. Lineage: Eukaryota; Metazoa; Arthropoda; Arachnida; Trombidiformes; Tetranychidae. Gene Ontology annotation, biological process: maturation of SSU-rRNA. Gene Ontology annotation, molecular function: snoRNA binding; protein binding.